Electrophorus electricus (electric eel) is the source of this 2021-nucleotide messenger RNA. RefSeq lists its product as uncharacterized. Lineage: Eukaryota; Metazoa; Chordata; Actinopteri; Gymnotiformes; Gymnotidae. The record is from RefSeq and is a predicted model, not a curated record.
CGUCGUUGGCACUCGACGUGUGGCUCGCACUAUAGCUGACACUGUCGCGGACUACAAUGUCAAAUAUUUUAGGGGCAUCGCGAGCUUCCGUUUUCAUGCCAAGCACAGAAGAUCCGUCGUGAUAUUUUGUUCAUACUGCCUCCACGAAUACUCAAAGUGAUAUUUUUCGGUAUACACUGAAGUGAUGACAUCUUCACAAUAAGGUCUAUGUUAAAGGAAGACAGAGAUGAAGGUGAUGCGGCGAAGAGAUUCAAACGGGCUGUUCACUGAAUACUCCGACAAUGAUUGUGAGGAUGAAGUCAGUACAGAAUCCAGAGAGGCUGUGUGUGAGAAUGAGCCCUGCGCCAGUCACUGCAAACAGCACCCACAAGCAGAUAACAGCCUGAAGUGUAAUGAGUGUGGGAAAAACAGAACAAUAAUCACCAGAUACUCAGAAGGCUAUGGCACUGAGGAGGAGUGUGUCCAGUCUGAUGCUCAAGGAGAGAGUGAUGCAGAUGCAGAUAUAGAGGACACAGACAGCAGACUGCAGGAUGUGGGUUCUCUUCAGCGAAUCAGCUUGCGUAAGCGAAAGCGUCAGCGAAUAGCACGGCAGGACACCACAGAGAGUGAGGAUGAUGGAGGAUGGUGCCAGAGGACUCACCGCUGGAGUCUGAGGCUGAGCCCCCACCGUCCACACAAUAGAACCAUCCUAGAGGUUUCCAGUAUUGAAAAUACUUCAGAGUUCAACAGAGGAAUCUGCAAUGAUGGACUAUAGCUUACAAUUUCCUGUAAUAUGUAUGGAACGGUUAGGUACAGCUAUAGAGAAGAUGUACAUAAUAAAGUGAUCACUCAGUGUACAACAAUUAAUCCUCCCUUCUUUCUUUCUGGUAUACUUGGUCGUUUGUCAUUAGGAGAGCAUUUCUCAGGUAAGGCCACUGGUGAUUUCUCGAUGUAAUGCAGUAGAACCUCUGGCUGCCUCGAGCAACGAACCCCAAAGAGGAAAACAGUCACUUCAAGAGUGGCCUUUCACAUUCUCCCUCCCUCUUUUCUUCUUCCUCAUCAUCCUCCCUCUCUCCAUAUCUAUCAUAAUUGUGUUCUUUGUAUUACCCCUCUCACUUACUAAUACCUGACUCCAUCUUCAACUGAUUCCUUGUGCAAAUCAUUUUUAAAUAAUUUUUUGUUGAUACAUAUGUUAUUGUAAGUGUUAUUAGAACUUAUUACGUUAUAAUCAAUCUUAGAAUGAAAGUCUUGUAACAGCUCAUUUGAAUUGUCAACACAGUGUCUUUGAUUGAUACAUGUUAGAUAGUGGAUAACAGUUAUAUUAGUUAUUUUAAUUCUUUUGUAAGAGCUAAAAUCAUCCUUUAGGGUUCUUUAAAGUCUAAUAGAUUUUGUCCUUUUUAUUAGACAGAAUGCUGUAAUUCAAUUUUCUUUUUAUUCCUCUAAAUCUGGUAAAAUUUGGUAACCUAAUUGUCAUUCUGUUGGUUUGAGGACUUUCAUUUUUUUUGUCUGUCCCUGCCUUUAACAAAUCAACCUAUGCAAUGUACAGGCAACAAUCUUGCAGUUGCACAAAAUACAUAUGUGGGUUUUUCUGUUUCCAUCUUCUCCUUUUCAUUCCGGUGAAUGCAUGUCUGAUAUAGCACUGAAGUUUUUACUGCAGGUCAGUUGGCUUCCAAAUGUUUUUUGAAUGUGAUUAAUGGUAAAAUUGAUCACUUUUCAACUGAUUUUUCUGUGAAAGUCGAUAUUGACAGUUAAGGUUACAUAAGCUUACAUGAAAAGCACAAUGUCAUUAUUAUUAUUAUAAAUUUAUAAUUUCUUCUUUGAUUUGUCACUACUUCAGUCUGUAAUAGUCCAAAGUUUGCUCAUUCACAAUGUGCAUUAUGCUUAAUUUUCCUUUGUGAUUCUAUAGUUUCACUAGCCAUGAACUUUCUUUCUCAUUGUCACCACCUGUACCCUUCUGAAGCUUUAACAUGAAUGUUGGUAUGUUUGUGAAGUAUUUUGGGUCUAGAUUUUAAUAGAAUUAAAAAUAAAGUUUGACAACAUGA